CCUUUUCUUUUGCAUCCAAGAUAUUAAUAGUGCUACUGUGAGAGAGUGAGCCAAAAGCAGUGGCCUUUUUGCAGGAAAAGUUUUUCAGAAUGAAAAGGGCUGAUUUAGUUCCCGAAUCCAAGGUAGAUAUAUGGAUGAAACCUGCCCCCAAAAAGACUUCAUGCUCUGUGAUAAACUUGUGUUUCUCCCAGAGAGCUAGCAUAUGAGAUGGAUAAAGGGAAGAAAACAGGUCUUGAAAACAGGACAAUCACUCUGGGGAAAAACCUACCACCACUGACACUGUCCUAAACCCAGAGUUGUUCCUUUGACUUCAGGAUCAGAGACAGCAGAACUUAGCCCAAUAAGAGAACAUGCAGUCAAAUCUGCUUUUUACUUCCGGCCUACAAGCACCAGCUCACCUAACGAUUCUGAGAUUGAUUUUCUUUUAUAUUAAAUAUAAUUUAUUCCCAUCUUAAAGCCCCUUCAUGCUAUCAAUGGUGUAAAGUGAUUUUAAUGUAAAUGAGAAUCAGGAUUUUCAUCUCUACAUCGUCUUCAGAGUAACAUAGGAGUGAAAGAUGGAAAAGACAUUGCAGAUCAUCAAAUUCACAUCCUUCCCCAAUUCUGAAUUUUUACUGUUGAUCUCCAAGAAAUGCGAAUCCAAAGACACAGGCGAUUAGAGACAAAGAGAAAGCCGAGAAAUCUGCUUCAGAUGAAGAAAUGGGCAGUCAAGAAUUGGGUAGAAUACUGACACUCACAGGAAGGAAAGAGCCCCUGGAGUAUAGGGAUAAAGGAGCUUCACUUUUCCUGGGUCUUGUUUUAUUACUUUCAUUUAACUCCUGUACCUUAAUUUUUUUUUUUUUUUUUUAGUCCUUUUGUAUUCAGAAGUUGCAUUGAGUAUUAUCUUUGUUCUGGGUUUAAUUUGUCCUUUACUGUAACUAUAGCUUUCAGAGUAGAAGCCGUGUUAGUCUGUAUUCACAAAAAGAAAAGGAGUACUUGUGGCACCUUAGAGACUAACAAAUUUAUCUGAGCAUAAGCUUUCGUGAGCUACAGCUCAAUGCAUCCAAUGAAGUGAGCUGUAGCUCACAAAAGCUUAUGCUCAAAUAAAUUUGUUAGUCUCUAAGGUGCCACAAGUACUCCUUUGUAACUAUAGUGCAUGUCUGACAGGUUUUCUAAAACUCACUAUUUCUGAUCAGAGAAUGGUAUUGCUAUUAGCAAGAAGAUUUAAACACCUACACCACUUCUUAGGGAAAACAUUUGAAGGGAUUGCUACAUAUAUUCUUUACAAGAGUCUAAAAUUGUCUCUAGGUCUGCAAAAGCUGCUUUUUAAAACUAUUGUGAAAUUAAGUUAUUGGUAACUACUAGCAUGACACACACACACCCCUGUAAUGUGACCUUGCUAGAUUCAUAAACAGGUGAACCCAACCCUAGCGCAGUUAUCUCUGACUAAUCGCAAAACUCCACUGCAACUCCACUGGUUACCAUAGAGACAUCUCAGUGUUUCACCCUGCCCUCAACGGAGUGUAUUCCAGAAUCUGAAUAAACAGGAACAUGCUACGACAGUGUAUCUGUUACUCAGAACUACCUGCAGGUACAAGUGCCACCGUGUUUCAUAGGUUAGAGAAGGGUAAAUUUUCAGCUGAGCAGAAAGAGUGAGAAGCCAUAAUGGAUGGAACACAACUUGCGUAUGUCAAGCUCCUUUUGAUUUGUCAUAUAGUAGUGAAGUUUUCUGUUCAGGCUGCAGAUCAACCUCCCCCUGUGAACGAAGACAUGCAAACAGAAGCAACAUCCAAUGAAUCUGGAAAUACAACCAUAUCUAGAAGCAUUGUAAUGUCCACCAUUUCAGAUAAAGAAGCAGUUAAUACAACCACAGUGCAGAAUAUAAAUGCCAGUUGGAAUACAAUGACUGUGCCAGCAAAGAUAACUAGUUCAUUGGCUUUAACAAUUUUGUCACAUUUUGCACGAAGCACUCUACAUCCCCCCAACACAGACAAUAGCAGCCCUUCAGAUAUUACUAUUAGAUUCAACACUGUUGUGACAUCACCUACAGUUUCAACCUUUAAUCAAGCAACUGAUAAAGACUCUAAUCCCAGAAUGUCCUCAGUCACAUUGAAACCAACAGCUCAGUCUUCUACAGCCACACAACUACAUACUAGCAAAGCUUUGGAUUCAGUUCCUAUAACACAGGCUUCAGGAGGAAUUCAUCUAAGGAAUUCAGAGGCCAUUCUGAUCAUUAUUUUCAGCAGCAUCCUCACAUUUGCUGUUCUAGCCAUUGUCAUAUGCAGUCUUGAUAAGUACAGGAAGAGAAGAGCUCAGUAUUCCCAUCACCCACUAUAUGACACCUCUUCUGAAACAGCUGACAUAUACACUACUCCAGACGACACACUGAUGAUAUCAGGAGGACUAUAUGAUGCACCAAGGAUUUAUAACCCCAAUAUGACUGUAUUGGAAGAUGAUGAGCUUCAAGCUGAAUACUUACCAUUUGGCUCCAGACCUGGGAAGUUCAGACUUGAAAUUUUAUCUGGUGAAAAUGAAAAAGGACUUUCCCCAACCUUUGAUAGAUUUCAGCCACCACCACAACACUCAUAAUGUAGUAAUAAUGCCAGUAGUAUAGAGCACUCUCUUUAAUUCGUUGUAACAUUUGUUUUUAAGUAGCAUUUUAUUACAAUAUUAAUAAUUAUACUAGCUCUUAAUCAAUAGACCUUAAUGCACUUCACAAAGGAGGCAAGUAUUGUUAUCCCCAUUUUAAUGAUGGGGAAACAAUCACAGAGAGGUGAAGUGACUCACCCAAGGUCACUUAGCAGGACUGUGGCAGAGCAGGAAUAAGUCCCAGGUCUCCUGAGUCCCAGUCUACUGCUCCAUACUCUGUGUAUGCCACUCUUCCCCACAGCUUCAGUUUCAUGCCCAAUAUACUGAUUAAUAUAAUGCUACUUGUAUAUGUUCGGUUAUACAUGCUCAGUUAUACUGAAGAUAUAAUUUAUUUCUCAUAUGAAGUCUCAUUGCAACACUGGAUUAAGCCUUUCACCUAGGCAGGCAAGCAUUCACAUUCCUGGUAUGCAGGGAUAUAGCAAUAACAUGAAAAUGAUUAGUAAAGGUUUAAGAUUUAAAAUCCAUGGUUUAUCUUA
Chelonia mydas (Green sea turtle) is the source of this 3101-nucleotide messenger RNA. RefSeq lists its product as uncharacterized. Lineage: Eukaryota; Metazoa; Chordata; Testudines; Cheloniidae. The transcript has 4 exons. The record is from RefSeq and is a predicted model, not a curated record. Bases 1642 to 2565 code for a protein of 307 amino acids.